AUGUUUUCAAGGUUUGUCUAUGUUGUAGCAUGUUUCUACACUUCAUUCCUUUUUAUGGUUGAAGUUUUCAUGUGUGAAUAUACCAUGUUUGAUGGAUGGUUGGUUUGUUCCCACUUUCUGGCUGCUGUGAGCAGUGCUGCUGUGAACAUUCCUAUGUAAGUAUUUGUUUGAAAACCUGUUUUUCAGUUCUUUGGGGAUAAGCCUAGGCGUGGAGUUGCUGGGCCAUAUGGUAAUUCUAAGCUUAGCUUUGUGAGGAAAUACCAAAUUAUUUUCCAUAGAAGCGGCACCAUUUUGUACUCCCAUCAGCAACAUAGGAAGGUCCCAGUUUCUCUGCACCCUCAUCAACACUUAUUUUCUCUGUUACUAUUACUGUUAUUGUCCUUCUGGUGGGUAUGAAGUGGUAUCUAGUUGUGGUUUUGAUUUGCAUUUCUCUAAUGACUAAUGACGUUGAGCAUCUUUUUAUGUGCUUGUUGGAAAUCUGUAUGUCUUCUUUAGAGAAAUGUCGUUCCAGUCCUUUGCCUCCUUCUUAAUUGGGUUGUCUUUGUUGAGUUUGGAGUUCUUUAUAUAUGCUGGAUACUAGACCCGCAUCACAUGUAUGAUUUAUAAAUAUCGCAUUCUGUAGGUUGUCUUUUUAUUUUUGUCAUCGUGUCCUUUGGAACACAAACGUUUUUAAUUUUGAGGAAGUCUAAUUUAUCUUUUCUUUUGUUGCUUGUGCUUUUGUCGUCAUGGCAAAGAUUCCAUUGCCAAAUCCACGGUUAGGAAGAUUUGCCCUUAUGGUUUCUUCUAAGAAUUUUAUAGUUUUGGCUCUUAUACUUAGGUUCUACGUCCUUUAGAUUUUGUUCAUUAUUUAAAUCAUUGUUACUGAAUUAGUCCAGUGUGACCCAUAAACUGGGGUCAUAAUUUACCUCGGUAAAUUGUCCUAACAUUGAUUUGUGCAAAUUUGAAAGGAAGGAUUUUGGGGAUUUCAUAGGAGACUAUUUUCAUAGAGCUAAAUCCUUCAUGGUUUCAUAAACAUCACUUUCUAUAUAUAACCUCAACCUUUUUCUUCUCAACAUAAAGAAUUCCAAUUCUACUUCUGCGGCCUUUUUACCUUCUCAAGCAGGUGGACAAACUCAGUGAAAGCAGAGACCAGCCUUAAAGAGAUAGACCCCUUCCUUUCUUGGCCAGUUGAGUUUUAAAAGUAGAAAAUUUUGGAAAAAUUAGCUUGAUUGUGCAGCCUAUGAGAGAGAGAGAAAGAUUUUUAAAGAAAGUUUUCUCUGGAUUUAUGUAUUGCUGAGAUGAGUCAUAUAAAGUAAAUUCUUACUCCAUUUUGCAUUCUAAACUGGAUUGGGAAAAUCCAAUUAAAUAUGUUCUGUGAGUGUCACUUCUUUCAAACAUCACUUGUAUUGUAGGUUACUGGAAGAAGAAAUGGCCGACGAUCUUUCAUUAGGUUUUUUCAUAGGAGAACUUAAUAAAUACUGUCAGAAAAACAACGUAGAUGUUAACUAUCAUGAAGUGUCUAAGACAGGACCUCCACAUGACUUAAGGUUUACGAUUAAGGUUAUAAUAGACGGGAGAGAAUUUCCAGAAGCUGAAGGCAAACCAAAGAAGGAAGCAAAAAAUGCUGCAGCCAAAUUAGCUCUUGAAAUACUUAAUAAAGAAAAACAGGAUGUUAGUUCAUCAUCACUGUCGACAAUCGAUACUUCAGAUUUUAAUUACAUAGGUUAUCUUAAUAGUAUUGCCCAAAAGGAAAGAGUGUCUAUAAAUUAUGAACAACGUGAAGUUUGCACAAGUGGGCCCGAAAGAUUUUCUUGUAAAAUCAAAAUUGGAGAGAAAGAAUACGGCGAUGCUGUAGGUACUACUAAGCAGAAGGCAAAACAUUUGGCUGCUAAACGUACAUAUGAGCAGAUAAAAUUAGAAAAAAGCUCAAAGAAAGAUGAUUCAGGAUUCCUUGCCUUUUCCCCUGCUGGGUCCAGUGACUACGGAAGCGACUCCUCGAUAAUAUCUGUUUCUGAAUCACCAUCUGAAAAUGGUGUUUCAGCAAGUGGAUCAGGAAGAAAUGCUAACAGUGACAGUGUUACCAGUUCUCCUUCAUCUGUGAUGGGUGUCAGAAAACGGCUGGAGAAGGUGAAAAUAAAUUUGGCCCCUACCUUUUACUCUCCUGGAAAGCAUACUUCGGACAUCCGGUUUCUCAAGGAUUUUCCAGAAAUAACACAGAUUGGCUCAGGUGCAUAUGGCCAUAUUUUCAAAGCAAAACACAGACUUGAUGGGAAGACUUACGCCGUUAAACGUGUUAAAUACGAUGACAACAGGAAGGCAGAGCGUGAAGUACAAGUUUUGGCGACGCUGAAUCAUCCCAAUAUAGUUCGCUACUAUAAUAGUUGGGAAGGAAAUGAUUAUAAUCCUGAGGACAGCAACAAAAGAUUGACUAAGUGCCUUUUCAUCCAAAUGGAAUUCUGCGAUGAAGGGACAUUGGAAGAAUGGAUUGACCAAAGACGAAACCAGAAAACAAACAAAUACCUGUCUUUGGAAUUUUUUGAACAAAUAGCAGUAGGAGUGAAUUAUAUACAUUCAAAGAAGUUAAUUCACAGAGAUCUUAAGCCAAGUAACAUAUUUUUAGUAGAUGGAAAACAAAUAAAGAUUGGAGACUUUGGACUUGUAACAUUCCAGAAACAUAGUGAAAAGCGGACAGAGGACCAGGGAACUCCACUAUACAUGAGCCCGGAACAGCUCCAGUCUUCACCAGAAUAUGGAAACGAAGUGGACAUCUUUGCUUUGGGGCUAAUUCUUGCAGAACUUCUUUAUAUAACUUGCACUCGUGUGGAAACAGUGAAGAUUUUUGAAGAUCUCAGGAAUGGCCGUUUCUCAGAUAUAUUUGAUGACAGAGAAAAAAUUCUUCUACAGAAAUUACUUGCAAAAGAACCCGGGAAACGACCUAAAACACCUGAAAUACUGAAGACUUUGAAGGAGUGGAAGGGCAUUCCAGAGAAAAAGAUGCGAAACACGCGUUAGUGCUUUUUUAAAGAAGUGUCCUGCUUCUGAUAUUUGAUUUUCCUGUAACUGUCUAAAAUCUUCUAGGGAAUAUCGAUGGAAUUUACCUGUUGUUUUCACUUUUCCCUUAAUUUUUUUUUUUUACUAUAUCUGCAGAAAGGUUUGCACCUUUUUUAAAAAAU
This is a messenger RNA of Miniopterus natalensis, 3152 nucleotides long. NCBI's taxonomy places the organism in Eukaryota, Metazoa, Chordata, Mammalia, Chiroptera, Miniopteridae. The record is from RefSeq and is a predicted model, not a curated record.